GACCGCGCAAUUGUCAUUCAAAGUGUGAGAGCGCUGAAACCUGAAAAAUGGCCUGGGCAGGAAGGUGUAAAAGUGCCCUGUAUGGAAGCGGUUUAAAACACAUCAAAAACACAAUACAUGCUUUUCUGCAGCAUUUCCAUUGAAGUCUAUAGCACCAUCAAUGCAACUUUUUGCAUUAAAAAAAGUCCCUGCCCCUUCCCAAAAAACACACUGGACAUUGGGGUUGAUUUACUAAAACUGGAGCACUCAGAAUCUGGUGCAGCUGUGUAUGUUAGCCAACAGGGGCGGACUGACCAUUUGGAAACUCGGGCACUGCCCGAGGGCCCGGGGUCA
Messenger RNA from Staurois parvus, 333 nucleotides. Lineage: Eukaryota; Metazoa; Chordata; Amphibia; Anura; Ranidae. The record is from the annotation of a GenBank genome assembly.